AUGGGGCCUUCUGUACUCCAGAAACGCCUCGCCGAGGAUGAGAAUGCAUUUAGUGGGCUUUUGAGCUUGAUCCCGACGAGGAUGCAUUAUGCGGAUGAUGACGAGCCACAGAGCAAGAAGAAGGCAAAGAAGGCCAAGGCCAAAGCGGCCAAGGCAGCGCAAGCCGCCCUUGACGCCGAGAACGCCGUAAACGAUGGCGACGACAACGACGAACAAGAGACCGCCUCCCCCGAGAAGGAAGGAAACAAGCGCAAGUUGGAAGAUAGGGACGCCGAGGCCGAUAAUAAGGAUACCCCCGCCGACGAUGAGACGGCAACGGUCCAAGGAACCCCCGGGCCGAAGAAGAAGAAGCUAAAGGUCGACAGCCCUACGGACGAGAAGAAGGCCGCCGACCAAUUACUCGACGAGGCUACUCGGGAGGCCAAGAAGGCCAGGAAAGCGGAAAAGGCACAGAAGCUGCAGGAGAAGAAGGCGGCUAAGAAGGCGGCCGCCAAGGAGAAGAAGGAGAAGAAGAACAAGGAGGACAAGGAGGACGUCACCGCGCCGGCCACAACCGAAGAUAUCGAGAUGACGGAGCCUGCCACAGAGACAGCUGAACAAACAAAUAAUGUCCCCCAAGCCGACAACGAAUCGUCCACAUCCUCCGAACCCCACUCCCCCACCUUCGACUCCUCCGACGCCCUCUCCCAACAAGCCACCCAAGCCGAAGCCGCCAGCACCACCACCUCCGUAUCCUCCGCCGUCCCGCCCUCCGACAAACCCAAACACAUAAAAAUCCCCGAAGACACGACAGCCUUCCGUGAGCGGUUCGCCGCGCGCCUCGCCGCGCUCCGCGCCGCCCGCAAGGCCGACGGGCCCGACGGCAAGCCCAUCCGCUCGCGGCAGGAACUCCUCGAGCAACGGCGGCAGAAGCAGGCCCAGCGCAAGGAGCAUAAGAAGGAGAUGCGCAAGGUGGCUAAGCUCGAAGAGGAGCGGAAGCGGGAGGAGGCGCUGAAGGCGAAUUCGCCGUCGGUGAUGAGUCCCGGGGAUGAGUUCGACGAGGGGAACUUCUCGUUUGGUAGGGUCGCGUUCGGCGACGGGACGCAGCUCUCGCAUGACCUUAGUUACGUGCUCAACCGCGAGCAUAAGAAGGGCCCCUCGGAUCCCAAGACGGCGCUGCUUAAGCUCCAAAACCAGAAGAAACGCCUCGCCGAGCUGGACGAGGAGAAGCGCAAGGAGAUCGAGGAGAAGGAAACGUGGUUAACCGCGCGGCGUCGCGCCGAAGGCGAGAAGAUCCGCGACGACGAAGGCUUACUCAAAAAGGCCGUCAAGCGAAAGGAGCGCACGAAGCGCAAGAGCGAAAAGGAGUGGAAGGAUAGGAAGCAGGCCGUCGAGUCCGGGAUCAAGCAGCGGCAGAAGAAGAGGGAGGAGAAUAUUCGGAAGAGGAAGGAGGAGAAGAAGUUGGGGAAGCUGGGGAAGAAGAAGGGCGGUGUGGGUGCUAAGAAGAAGAAUCGGCCGGGUUUUGAGGGGAGGUUUGGCGGUGCUGGGAAGAAAUGA
Molecule: messenger RNA, 1536 nt
Organism: Scedosporium apiospermum
Lineage: Eukaryota; Fungi; Ascomycota; Sordariomycetes; Microascales; Microascaceae
Product: Surfeit locus protein 6
Exons: 3
Coding region: 1-1536 (511 amino acids)
Biological process (GO): ribosomal small subunit biogenesis; ribosomal large subunit biogenesis
Cellular component (GO): nucleolus
Molecular function (GO): RNA binding; DNA binding
Source: RefSeq, a predicted model, not a curated record